UCAUACCUCCUGUAUUCUUCCAUGACUCCACCUCUGCCAAGUCUUCAGUAGCCUGUCAGGAGUCUCUUCAAACUCCGUCGCCUUUGGACUGGUUCACUGAUUUGGCUUCUAUGGCGGAUCGAGAGAAGAAAUUCUUGAGUGAAGGAACGAUAACCUACGCUUAUAUUCUUCUAUACAUUGCUCUCUCAAGUGGUCAGAUCUUCUUCAACAAGUGGGUUUUGUCAUCAAAGGAAAUAAAUUUCCCCUACCCACUUGGACUGACUCUGCUUCACAUGGUCUUCUCCUCUGUAUUGUGCUUUAUUCUCACCAGAGCUUUCAAGGUUUUGAAGGUUGAGGAAGGCAUGACUCUAGAACUAUAUACUACAUCUGUGAUCCCUAUUGGUGCAACAUUUGCAAUGACUCUUUGGCUGGGGAACACCGCUUACCUGUAUAUUUCUGUUGCAUUUGCACAAAUGUUGAAGGCAAUUAUGCCAGUAGCUGUGUUCAUUCUCGGAGUAGCAGCCGGCCUUGAAAUUAUGAGCUGCAGAAUGCUCUUAAUAAUGUCAGUGAUCAGUUUUGGAGUUCUAGUGGCUUCUUAUGGGGAAAUAGAUAUCAACUGGGUUGGAGUUGUUUACCAAAUGGGUGGUGUUGUUGCAGAAGCUUUAAGGCUUAUCUUCAUGGAGAUUCUGGUCAAACGGAAGGGUCUUAAAUUGAACCCUGUAUCUGUCAUGUACUAUGUUAGUCCCUGCAGUGCUCUUUGUCUUUUCAUUCCAUGGAUCUUUCUAGAGAAGCCGAAGAUGGAUGCUCAAGGGACAUGGAAUUUUCCACCUGUCGUGCUAGCGCUCAACUCACUCUGUACUUUUGCACUCAAUCUCUCAGUUUUCCUUGUGAUCUCCCAUACCAGUGCUCUAACCAUUCGUGUUGCUGGAGUUGUAAAGGAUUGGGUUGUUGUCUUACUGUCAGCAGUUCUGUUUGCGGACACAAAACUGACAAUUAUAAAUCUGUUUGGUUAUGGAGUUGCCAUUGCAGGUGUGGCGGCAUACAAUAACAGCAAGUUGAAAAAGGAAGCUUCACGAAACACAUCUGGUGAGCCUCAACAUUUGGAAUCUAUACGAAUGGUUUCACCAUCAGCUCCUAACAAGUGAUGGAGAGAGUGGUAUGGCUAGCUACUCUUAGCUGCUCCUUCAUUCAGAAUUUUUUUGGGGGGAUAGUUUCAGGCCAAAGCAACUGGGGAAGAGGAGAAAGUGGUGUACUUUUUUGAGAAAUUCAUACAUUUGUUCCACCUUGGAAGAGGCUGGAAGCUUGCAGAAGAUUCGGUGUUGAGAUACCUUUUUACUCAUGGAGGUUUUACCUUUUUGUAAAGUAUUAUCAGAACAUGACAAAUAAUGAUGAAUAACAAUCUUGAAAAUUGUCAUUAGUCCAAGUAUUUUCAGGAAAUUUUAGAAACUGGGUUCCUUGUUGAUCUUGCUGAUUUUCCCUUCUGGCAGUUCAAAUCCUCUAUGUGUUUCUGUUGUACAACUUUGCCUUUUAGCCAUAACCGAAAAGGGUUUAAAGUAUGAAUCUUUCAGUUA
Vitis riparia (riverbank grape) is the source of this 1550-nucleotide messenger RNA. Its product is annotated as probable sugar phosphate/phosphate translocator At3g14410. The coding region runs from base 111 to 1124 and encodes 337 amino acids. NCBI's taxonomy places the organism in Eukaryota, Viridiplantae, Streptophyta, Magnoliopsida, Vitales, Vitaceae. The transcript has 8 exons. The record is from RefSeq and is a predicted model, not a curated record. Gene Ontology annotation, molecular function: antiporter activity. Gene Ontology annotation, cellular component: Golgi apparatus; trans-Golgi network; endosome.